GAUAACUUACUCAACAUCCCUCUUGGAUCUCCCACUUUUCUCUCUCUUUCAAAAUCCAGAAAUAGCAAAAGGGAGAGAGAAAGCACACACUCUGUGCGUGUGUGCGUGCACUGCUUUAACCUUCUCUGUAGAGAGAGAAACGAGAGAAAGAGAGAGAGAGAGAAAUGGAGGACUACAACUGUAAGCGAAUGGCGGCCAUGGACGACUCCACCAACGCAGCCGUAUCCAAGAGGAGAAAAGUUACUGCUUCAACGCCGCCAUUGCCUCCAACUCAAACAAUGCUUCAGCUCCUCAAUUCCCAGGACUCCUGCUCCACCCUUUGCUCCGAUCACUCUCCGCCUCCUUCCUCUUGCUGCUCCAGCAACGAGCUCAGCGAUGUCCCCGCCGCCGCCCGCAGCUCUCCGCUCCUAGAUCUGGAGUCCAAGAGUUUCAAAACGGCAUUCUCCAACUCGACCUCCUUCGUCAACAAUAAAUUCAGGGAAACGACGCCGUCGAGCGAGCUGUGCCUGGACUCGGACGAAAUGUCAUCGCCGGCGCCGCCGGUGUCUCACCGACGGAGAAUCCCGGAGAGAAAAUCCCCUCCGUUUGAAGAGAUCGAAGAGUUCUUCGCUGUGGCUGAGAAGUACGAGCAGCGCUUUACAGAGAAGUACAACUAUGAUAUCGUCAAGGACGUGCCUCUGGAUGGUCGGUACCAGUGGGUUCGUUUGAAGCCAUAAGCAUUUCAGUUGGCUAUAGAGAGAGAGCAGGUGGUGGGUAUAUUACAAUAAACUGACACUCGGUAGGACAGAAAGUAGCAUGCAACUUGUAAUUUCAUGCAUGGAGAUGAAGGUGGAGAGAGCUGAUCUGGGUUUUUGAUUGUACAACCUUCUCUUUUCUUUUUAUGUCACAACAAAUGGAAGCUUCUAAUUCUCUGCAACUUCUCCCAACUUUUUUUUAAUUAAUUAAAUUCUAAAAUUAUA
Messenger RNA from Malus domestica (apple), 959 nucleotides. RefSeq names its product cyclin-dependent kinase inhibitor 7. Gene Ontology annotation, molecular function: cyclin-dependent protein serine/threonine kinase inhibitor activity. NCBI's taxonomy places the organism in Eukaryota, Viridiplantae, Streptophyta, Magnoliopsida, Rosales, Rosaceae. The record is from RefSeq and is a predicted model, not a curated record. Gene Ontology annotation, cellular component: nucleus. Gene Ontology annotation, biological process: negative regulation of cyclin-dependent protein serine/threonine kinase activity.